UUGAUUUAGACCUGCUGAACGAAGUUAUGUUUUCAGUCUAGUCUAGACUGUUUAUAGAUCUAGGUCUAUAUAUCUUUUUAAGUAGAUAUCGAGCAGAUCGUUGUCUAAAGACUAAGUCGACAUAAAUCUAGCCUAGACAGAAUGGAAGAAAUCAAAUAUUAUCUUCUGUGCUAUGUUAUUCCAAUAGUAAUUGCUUGUUUUAUUUUCAUUCGCAUGUUUGGAUUGAAUAAAGCAAAAUGCAAAGCCUUUAUUUGCAGUCUGGUUUGUCGCUAUAUUCAUGGCAAAGUAUGUGAUAAAGAAAAGGCUUUAUUGUUUGAACAGUUGAAAGAUCAUAAAAACAGUUUAAAAACAAAUUCCAAAUUUACAAUAUUGGAAAUAGGUGUUGGAAGUGGCAUGAAUUUCAAGUUUUUCCCCUCAGAGUGUGAUGUAACCUGUCUUGAUCCUAACCCUUACAAUGAGAAGUAUGUUAUAGAUAGUUUAAGAAAGGCAAAUAACAACAUCCGACUUGUCAAGUUUAUCGAAGGUUAUGCUGAAAAUAUGUUAGAUGUGCCUAGUGACAGUUUUGAUGCUGUGGUGUGUACAUUUACCAUGUGUUCAAUUAAGGGAUUGAAUGACGCCAUUGAAGAAAUUAGACGAGUUUUAAAGCCGGGUGGAAAAUUCUUUUUCUUGGAACAUGUAGCAGCACAUAAGGGUUCGCAUUUACGUUCUCUCCAAGACAAGUUUCAACGUAUUUGGCCAUACAUUGCUAAAGAUACGCAUAUUAAUAGGGAAACAUGGAAAUUCUUAGAUAAUUCUAGUUUCAAAGAUGUUCAGUAUCACCUUUUCACUGCAAAGUUUUUUCUAGCAUUUUUAGCUAAACCCUGCAUGUAUGGAUCAGCUACAAAAUAAUGUUUUUUUAAUAUGUUCAUAUCAAUUUUUUUUUCAACUCUCAUAAUUUCCAUUGAAAAUGCUUCAUGACAAAAAUUUAACUUUGUUUUUUAUUUUUAUUAAAGAAUGUUUAACUGUAAAUGAAUUGAGUAAAUGCCUUUAUACCCAUGAGAUAAUGGAAAAAGCCAAAGGGUUUUUAAAACUGAAUGAAAGCUAUGAAAACUAUUUUUCCUUGAAAGUAAAAAUCCUAUACAUCCAUUGCUUUGUAUUUGCAAUUAGGUUUCCUCAUAACGCUACUUUUUUUGUCUGUUUUUUUUUUUUAAUAAUACUUUUAAAAAAUAUAUAGGUCUAGAAAAUGUAUCCCUUUUUAGAAUUGCAGAAUUGUCUUGUAAAAAUAAAAAAAACGGUAAUUUGUCAUUAUAAGAUUUCAAAACUUACAAAAAGGGAAAAAAAAGAUUCUAGUUUUGGAGGAAUCAAUACUUUAUCAUCAUUUCAUAACAAAUAUUUAGUAGACAAUUGGGCAAAGAAAAUGUUAAGAAAACUAUAUACAUGAAAUCAUUCUCAAACUCCAUCAUAGAUUGCAGCUGUAAAUUUGUGAUAAUAGUAAUAAUAUAUAGUAAUUUUGAAAAUAAUUGUGUUUUUGCUUUUAACUAAAGUAAACUUAUAUAUGCUUAUGCUUAUAUAUAUUCAUUUCCCAUUAGUAUCAUCUCUCAUCUCUGCCUAUGUAUAGCAGUCUAUCUAAAAAAUUGUUAACAUAUUUUGUAAAGUUUCUUCAUCUUAACAAAAUAAAUUCCACACAUCUCCCCCUUUGUAGACACUGCAACCCUUAUGAAACCGUAAACUAUAUCCUCUUUGAAUGCCCCUUCCUGAUCCACCGUAGGCAGACCCUACUACCACCACAGCCCAACAUAACCAAUACCCUGUACAAAUUGAUGGCUGCCUGGUCAUGCAGUUUGCGCGAUGGACUGUCGUUCAGAUUUAUCAAUGGUCCCGGGUUCAAACCCUGCCCGCUCCCAUCCCCCGUCGUCCUGCGGGAGGUUUGGACUAGGAAGUAAUUAUCUUCAACUCUGAAGGAACAUCCGAAACAUGUCAAACAUUUUACAAAACAGCAGUGCUGAACAACUGAAAAGAACAGCACACUAUAUUUCCUUGGCACAAGAGCUGACAGCUCAGCAGCAAAAAGCUGGCCAGAAGAAGAAGAAGAAGUAAAGUUUCUUACCAUAUAGAAUGUUUAAAACAUCAAAAUUUCUUUCUACAUGUUUAAAAAUUGUAUUUUAUUUAUUAAUUAUUUUUUUUUACACAUUUUAAUAGACAGUGUACUUCAAUAUUACAAUUAUAAAGAUAUGCCAACCAUUAAAAACUGUAUGAAUUUUAA
Messenger RNA from Biomphalaria glabrata, 2242 nucleotides. Its product is annotated as thiol S-methyltransferase METTL7B-like. Gene Ontology annotation, molecular function: S-adenosylmethionine-dependent methyltransferase activity. NCBI's taxonomy places the organism in Eukaryota, Metazoa, Mollusca, Gastropoda, Planorbidae. The transcript has 2 exons. The record is from RefSeq and is a predicted model, not a curated record. The coding region runs from base 142 to 888 and encodes 248 amino acids.